GUGGCUAGAGCGGCGGGAGGCCCGCUCGGUGCGGCUGGCUGGCUGGCGGGGCAAUAUGGAGGAGGGGGUGUACCGGGCCGUGUCCGGGGGCCGCAUCGCGCUGCAGCGCCGCCAGUACAGCGCCUCCUGCCGGGAGUUCUCGGUGCGCUGCCCCCGGCUGCAGCUGCGCUCGCUGAGCGCCGCUACCUGCUCCGUCUGGCUGGCGGCUUAUGGGCUCUUCGUGCUCAGCCAGAACAGCAUGGUGCUCUCAGCUGCUAUAUUUAUCACCCUGAUUGGCUUGAUCGUGUACCUGCACUUUGUGAAAAUUGACCACGAGUCCCUGUUAGUCAUUGGCUCACUUGGCAUCCAGAUGACCUCAUCCUAUGCUUCGGGCAAAGAGAAUACAACCUUCAUUGAAAUGAGCCAAGUGAAGGACGUGGUCAUCAAUGAGGCCAUCUAUAUGCAAAAAGUUAUCUAUUACCUGUGCAUCCUUCUCCAAGAUCCUGGGGAACCUCAUGGGGUGUCUGAGGUGGUGCCGCUCUUUCAGGCUAUACAGUGCUGCCACCAGUAGAGUCUCAGCUACCCACGUCAAAGGUUCUGGUAAGGAGGUACUCUGAAGUAAGUGGAUGGUCUCUGCCUUUUUUACCCAAUGACAAUCAAAGGUAUUGAAACAGAAGUGGUGAGCUGAGACCUCUGCUUAACAUUACCUUCUUUCCUCUCUUCUCUGCCCAUUUAUUUGUACGAUCCACUCGUUGUGACUUGUCGUAACCUAGGUUAUGAGCUCUUUGGGGUUGGGAAUUUCUUUUUACUGUUUGACUCUGUACGGUGCCUAACACAGUGGGUUUUCCUUUCACGUUCCUAGGCACUACUGAAGUACAAAUAUAGUAAUAACAAAUUUUUGUAUACUUUGUAUAAUGUAAUGACUCUACAGCCUUCUCUACCUGUGAAAAUUACCUACUGCUGAGUGUCAGGUUUUAGCCAUGGUUUCUGAAUCACUACUGAACACAAUUUGUCAAUGGCUACACACAGCUAAAUUGCAUUCAGCUGCACGUGUUGCUGAUGAUAGGCAAAGAUCUCAAAGAUACUUACAAAUGUUAAUGAAUUAAACUUCUUCAAAUCCAAUGUCACUUGCAAUGAGUGAAUUCCUUACAGCUCCACUGAGAAUCCUGGCAUCGGACUGUGAUCUCAGCUGCCUCUAUUCAUUGCCAAUGCCAAGGGAUAGGCUUGUAUUUGGGUGUGGUUUCUCGCAUCCACCCAACUCUGAACAAUGCUACUUUCAAGGGUAUACUCUGAUACUUGUAUUUGAUUCUCCUUUAACCACUCACUACCAAGGACCUAGGAAAGAGGAUGCUUUAGUCUGAAAUGCAGUACCCCUCAAAAAUUCUCACCUAAGACAAUCUGACAUGCUCACUUGAGGGUGUAUUCACAGAUACUUUAACAGGAGCAGUAACCUCUUGUUGCCUCCACUGUACAGUCUUUAUUUCUCUCUGUUAUGCCAACUUUAGAGAAGGCAAUUUUAAUGAAUAUCAUCUGACGGAGCCCGUUAACACAUCUGCACUGACCUGACCUAUUGUUCUCUCAAGCUGCCAUUGGCAACAUUUACAAAGAUAACUUUUAGGUGGACUUCAUACUACACUGCUGUUUUGGGAGCUCAAAAGUCAUAAAACCCUGGGGGACUAGAUGACUCAGAAGGUUAGGAAUGGGAUACAGAACCUUUCACCUCUCUGUUGGCUUUAAUCUGACCCAGGUCAGUAGUGACAAAAAAUCAUUAUCCUUUGACUGCCAUUUAGUGAUUAUGUGGAAUGAAUUGGUGGUUUCAGUCCACGUCCUCUCCUCUUGUGGACAGUAGUAGAAGAGGCUAAGCACUGUGGAGUCUGAACUCCCCUUUCUUAAAGGUAGAUCCUCCAGGGCAGGAUCCAGAUACAUUGGGUCAAUAUGAGGAAAGCUGCUUCUUAUGGUAAAUAGAGGAGGAGUAAUAUAUGGGGGUAACGAUUAGGUUAUGGGUCUGAGAAUCAGGACACCUGGGUUUUAUUCCACAGUCAGAGACUGAUUUGCUUUUUGAAAAAUCCUCUCACCCUCUGUGUGCUUCAGUCUUACCUAUCUGCAGAAUGUAGAACAACACUUAACCAUUUUUAUAAAGUACUUUGAGAUCCUUGGAUGACAGGUGCUGUAUAAAUGCCAGUAAGUAAUAGUAUUCUAUUUCCUCAUCAUAAGUGAUAUUUGGACCAUGUGGAUGUUUUGCAGCUAUGGCAUUGAUGGCUUAUUAUAAGGGGGUCAAGGCUGGGAAGCACAGACUAACAAAAUGUCAAAAAGGUAACAAUAACAUAAUACUCUUGGUGGAAUGCAUUUUGGCAUUACAUAUUAUAUACACCAGCAUCAUAGUGCUCAGUAUGAUAUAUGUACAAGGCCAAUAAAAAGAAGCUGUAGAGAUCUCACCAAAUCCCCGUUUACUGAGUUAUAGUUAAAGCCCAAGGACCACUGAGGCUUAGCAAAGGUUCAUUAGUAACUUGCCAGGAACCUGAAAGCCACACUUGAUUAGUGAGCCAAUUGCAGUAGUGCCCUUCUUUAUUAUGGAGGUAUUUCUAUCUCCUGUCAACCAGGUCCUUCUGGUUUCUCUGUAAAUACUCCAAGUACUGACAGUGGACGAUUGCUCUCUGUCUCAUGUCACAUAAUUUGUUCCCCACCCUCUCAUGAGAUAUAUAUGUGUUUCACCUGUAACAAAUGUAUGUAUUAGCAUGUGCAGUCAAAUUUUUUCUUUUCCCUGCAUCUGGCACUGAUUUACUGGGCUAAAUUAAGCCAUUGAAUUUAGCAAUUACCCCUCCUCAUACCAACGUUCAGUUUGGACAAGUCCUCUGAAUAAAAUCAGUUUAUUCGUCAAUGAAAAAGAUACGCUUACUUUGAAGAGUAUUGUGAGGCUUAAUUAGUUUACAAAGCCCUUUGAGAACUUCUGAAAAAAUGUUACUAUUAUAUUAUUACUGAAAAGUCAAGGAAUUUUAAACUGGAAAAAUGUUACUGUUAUAUUGUUGGUGAGAUUGGGAAGUUCAAAGUUGUGGUUCCUGUGACAAUUGUAAUUCUGUCCUGUUGCACAUGUAUAUUGAGGCAUUAAAUUAAAGCUCAGAUUUAGUAAUACAGAAUGCUAUAUGUACAAAGGAUAAAAGUUACAGUUUCUGUGUGACCCAUCAACUUGAAUAUUCUAGCCUCUGGGUGUUUAAAACCUCAACCAUAACUUUGCAUUAACUUAAAGAACAAAGUGGAUGUCCUGUUCCUUAAAGGGACUGCAUUGACAGCCUUGAGGACUGAAGUCCUCUAACCACAGUACAGGUACAGCACAGGCUAUGUUCAUGCAAUCAUUCCCCUCCAAUCUGCCUCAGCCCUUCCUUGGAGCCUGAUGGAUCACCUCGAGUUGUAUGGAUACAAGAGGAGUUCACUCUAUAGAGUCAUCAUCUUGCUUCAGAAAAAUAAUCUACUGCAGAUGCCUUGCUUUUGAGUUCCCUUUAUAUCCAUGCCAAUGGUAGCUUGCUUUGUGUGAGCCUUCUUCCCGCUCCUUCCUCCAUCUGACAAAUGUUACUGUGGAUGAAUAUUAAAACUCUUACCUCUUCAGCAACUAGCCCAGAGCCUGACUGUUUUUCCUUG
Molecule: messenger RNA, 3612 nt
Organism: Caretta caretta (loggerhead turtle)
Lineage: Eukaryota; Metazoa; Chordata; Testudines; Cheloniidae
Gene: PIGH
Product: phosphatidylinositol glycan anchor biosynthesis class H
Biological process (GO): GPI anchor biosynthetic process
Cellular component (GO): glycosylphosphatidylinositol-N-acetylglucosaminyltransferase (GPI-GnT) complex
Source: RefSeq, a predicted model, not a curated record